UAUUUUGAAACCCCCUCUCCGGAAGUACCGUGUGUUCUCACCGUGUGUGUGUGUGAGCGGCUCCGGGAGACUCGGACGGGAAGAGGAGACACCGUAUCCGUGAGGGACCGAUUAAAAAACAAACGGAAAGACACCGGGGUAUUGUCAGGUGAAGACCGUCCACACACACACACACACACACACACACACACACACACUUGUCUCCGGUGUACCGUGGAACCGUCGACCCGCUCCAGGAUGUCCGGGCAGAGCAUUACGGACCGGAUCACCGCCGCUCAGCACUCGGUCACCGGCUCGGCGAUCUCCAAGACCGUGUGCAAGGCGACCACGCACGAGAUCAUGGGGCCCAAGAAGAAACAUCUGGACUACUUGAUUCAGUGCACGAACGAGAUGAACGUGAACAUCCCUCAGCUGGCUGACACGCUGUUCGAGAGGACCACCAACACCAGCUGGGUGGUCGUCUUCAAGUCGCUCACCGCCACGCACCAUCUCAUGGUCUACGGGAACGAGAGAUUUAUACAAUAUCUGGCUUCAAGGAACACACUAUUCAACCUCAGCAAUUUUUUGGACAAAAGUGGCCUACAAGGCUACGACAUGUCAACGUUCAUACGGAGGUAUAGCCGCUACCUGAAUGAGAAGGCCGUGUCCUACAGACAAGUCGCCUUCGACUUCACUAAAGUGAAAAGAGGGUCUGACGGAGUGAUGAGAACCGUGAACACGGAGAAGCUCCUCAAAACCAUCCCCAUCAUCCAGAAUCAGAUGGACGUGUUGCUGGAUUUCAAUGUCAACGCCAACGAACUGACAAACGGUGUGAUCAAUGCAGCCUUCAUGCUUCUGUUCAAAGAUGCGAUCCGACUGUUUGCAGCGUACAACGAGGGAAUAAUCAACCUGCUGGAGAAAUACUUUGACAUGAAGAAAGUCCAGUGCAAAGAAGGACUCGACAUCUACAAGAAGUUCCUUACACGAAUGACGAGAAUCUCCGAGUUCCUCAAAGUUGCAGAGCAAGUUGGAAUCGAUCGAGGGGACAUCCCAGAUCUGUCUCAGUUUACAGUUUGUGCCCCCAGCAGCCUGCUGGACGCCCUGGAGCAGCACUUGGCCUCUUUAGAGGGAAAGAAAGUCAAAGACUCGACAGCAGCCAGCAGGGCGAGCACCCUCUCCAACGCCGUCUCCUCCCUCGCCAACACCGGCAUAUCUUUCACCAGAGUGGACGAGAGGGAAAAACAGGCGGCCCUGGAAGAGGAGCAGGCUCGCCUAAAAGCAUUAAAAGAGCAGCGUCUGAAAGAGCUCCAGAAGAAUCCCAAUGCGGUGACCACGGACUCCUCCCCUGUCUCCACAAUCGGCGGGACCAUCAACUCAGCCCCUGCUAUCGACCUCUUCUCCACCCCCAGCUCCACCAACAGCAACUCCAAGGCAGCCAGCGACCUGCUGGACCUGCAGCCGGCUUUCCAGCAGCCACUGCCCAUCUCCACCUCCAACACAUGGGGAGAUCCUUUCACCUCCGCUGCAGAAGCCGUAGAAGAAUCCAUUCCAAACUCAAACCCUUUCCUCACACUACCCGUUGUCGAUGCUGUCCUCCCGUCCACAGCGUCUUCGGACGCUGGCAGCCUGUCCUCUAGGACACCGAGCCAUGAACUGUUCGAUCAUUACAAUCCAUUUUUUGACUCGAGCUCUUCCCUGGCGUCUGAUCUUGACUCUGCCGCACAGUUAGAGACGUUUAUCACAGACUCCUUCUGUGGGCCAAGCCCUUACAACACCACUCCUCUCUUCCAAUCUGAGCCCCCUGCCAUAGCUGGUCUAUUCAGAGGGUUCACGGCCUCCCCGACAGCCCAGCAGCCACAGAACUCUCGAGGCCUUAACGUCGACUUUGAGUCAGUUUUUGGCAACAACACCAACGGCAACAACCUGGAUCCUACAGAUGUUUUAGGUGGCAUCCUCAAACCUACAGUGGCAUCCUCACCCAAUCAGGUCAUGACCCCGAAUGGCCAGCAGCUCCACAAACUGGUGUCCAACGACCUCGACUCGUCACUGGCCAAUCUUGUUGGAAAUCUGGGAAUUGGCAACGGAGCACCAAAGAACGAUCUCCACUGGAGUCAGCCCGGUGAGAAGAAGCUGACAGGUGGGACCAACUGGCAACCCAAGACGGCGCCGUCCACCACCUGGAACCCUGCGACCAUGGCACCAUCUGUCAUGGCUUUCCCUGCAACCACACCGACGGGCAUGAUGGCAUAUGCAAUGCCUCCUCACAUGGGCUCCGUGAUGAUGACGCAGCCAACCAUGAUGUACACCCAGCCCGUGAUGAGGCCCGCCAACCCGUUUGGCGCCAAUCCAGGUGCACAGAUGCAGUUUAUGUAACCCGAGGACGGGUUGGGAGUCUUUCCCGUUUUGAAGAUGAUUCACGACAAAGUCAAACUAUCCAAGCGGCAAACGAUGCAGUUUGCUUCCAAUGAACUCACCUCGCUCUCUCUCUCUCUCUCUCUGUCCGAGAACGAAAGGCCCAAAUAAGACUUGUUGAAUAAAAAUCACUGGUGACCUUGGAGCCGCUCUGGCCACCUCAGAGAGGCAUCAGCAGUGGACACUGUGCCCGUCUAGUCAUGUCUAAGUCAUAAGAAGGAGAUGAAGAGUGCGUGCUGCCAUUCAAAACCCACGUGGGACGGGGAUCAGCCCUACACUGCAUCCUGGACUAAGAGAAACACAACACCCAGAGGGAAGAGAGCGUCCGGACACCGUCUGUACUCAUGGGGAGGGGGGUCGGGUUGUUGUCACACUGUUUGGCCUUUUUUUGUUCCUCUUUCUCCAGGUGAGGCUGAGAGAGUCACUUCUUUUUGAUUUAUCAAUCAUGAUUUAGCUUCUUAAAGAAAAUCCCCAGAUUAGAAAAAAAAGAAUUGCGACACCACACCUUUUUGUUUUCUUUCUCUUUUUUUUUUAUGUAUUGUUUGCAGUAGACAUUCCUUGUGUAUUGUUUGUAUUUAUUUAUGAUUACUUGCAGAGAGGAUGGCAUAAAAAAAAAAAUGUAAAUGUAACUAGUCACCGACCUCCCUCCUCGUGGAUGGUCUUCAGGUUUAUAUACAUAGGUAUGAUUGAUUGUAGAAUUGGAUUUUGAGUGAUUGAGAUGAUUUUUUUUUUUUUUUAAAAGAAGAAGUUAAUAUAAAGUUUAAAGAGAUGACAUGUUUUGCUGUUGGGGGGAGGUGGGCACUAAAAUAUUCUCUGUACUCGGACGACGCCUCGCGCAGUUCGCCGUGGCUCGCGUCCUGCGUAUGAACGUGAUAAUUCAUCAACGCCGUCAGAUUCGGUGGGCUCGAUUUCUAUGAAUUUGGCGCGGGAACAUUUUUCACAUCAACAAAAAAAAAUAAAAAUAAAAGCACUACAUUUUGUGAUCGAGGCAACAUUGCAUUGGAAAGGAAAAUCUGCAUUUAUGCUUAUGACGCUUUUGGCAUGCCAUUUAUUCUUACAUUUAACAAAGCUGCUGGCUGCCCGUUUUCUUUUGUUUUUUCUUCCAACUUGAAUGUGCGGGGUCGCUUUCAUGCUCAGAUCAUGUUUCCACAGGCGAGCACUGGUGCGUGGGUUCAUGUGAUUCUGGUCAGGGGUGGGUGUCGAGGGAUCGGGUGGGUGCGCAGGAGAAUAGAGCACUGUUGAUCGGUGCUUUGUGUAUAUAAAACUUAAUCCUGCCAAUCACAGGAAAGGCUGGGUGCAGGUAUGAAAAGAUGGUCUGAACAUAAAAGCGGCCCUUGAUUCAUUAACUGAGCAUAUUUUCUGCAUUGUCCCUGCAGAUUAUAUUUUUGUUUGUUUGAUUUUUUCCAAUAAAGUGCAAGCUUCCACA
Messenger RNA from Larimichthys crocea (large yellow croaker), 3817 nucleotides. RefSeq names its product phosphatidylinositol binding clathrin assembly protein a (gene picalma). Gene Ontology annotation, biological process: synaptic vesicle budding from presynaptic endocytic zone membrane; clathrin-dependent endocytosis; clathrin coat assembly. NCBI's taxonomy places the organism in Eukaryota, Metazoa, Chordata, Actinopteri, Sciaenidae. The transcript is spliced from 24 exons. The record is from RefSeq and is a predicted model, not a curated record. Gene Ontology annotation, cellular component: clathrin-coated pit; extrinsic component of presynaptic endocytic zone membrane; clathrin-coated vesicle. The coding region runs from base 238 to 2352 and encodes 704 amino acids. Gene Ontology annotation, molecular function: SNARE binding; 1-phosphatidylinositol binding; phosphatidylinositol-4,5-bisphosphate binding.